Arabidopsis arenosa is the source of this 1658-nucleotide messenger RNA. Lineage: Eukaryota; Viridiplantae; Streptophyta; Magnoliopsida; Brassicales; Brassicaceae. The record is from the annotation of a GenBank genome assembly.
GUUAUCUGUGAUUUUUUUUUGGUUUAGUUACACUCGAAAAUGAAGAAGAAGGGAGCGAAGAAGAAGGGAGGCUCACGAGGAGGUCGUAAAUCUGGUUCUACUCCGUCGACGAGUAAGAACGAUGAGCCGGUGGUAGAGACCUCGACGCAGGAAACUCAGCCUACUCAGGAGGAGGCAGAGGAAACGGAAGCUAAGGUGGAAUCUCCGGCGCCUGCGAAGGAGGGAGAGAACGAAGAAGAGACGGAAGAGAAUCAGGAGGAGGAAGCGGCGAAGGUUGAACCCAAGCCUGCGGAGGAGGAAAAAGAAGAUGCGAAACCUGAUUCCCCAACGCGUCAGGAGAAGGAUGAAACUGCGAGCAAAAAUAAUGAGGCGAAAGGUGCUUCUUCUUCGCAACCAGUGCUUCGUCGUGGUCUUUGUAAGAGAGCCACAAAGACGGAGAAAGCAGAGAAGAAACCGACUCCGAGAGCUAAGCGAGCCAGAACGACGAAGCCACAAGAACCCGAGCCUGAAUACUUCAAAGAGAAGCGUAAUAUGGUGACACCUGAAGAUGUACGCAAGCUGAAUCUUCCACCUGAGCAUGCCACUAGGACUCCAUCAGGGGAAACAUUUGUUAAGCAAAGUUUGCAAAAGAUUGAAUCAUCUAUAACCCCUUCUGAUAAGAUAGGAGUUGCAUCGGUUGAAGGAGAGGUUGGGGAAAUUAUUCCAAUGAAAAUGGAUUGGAUUCCUUACACCCCACUUGAAAAAAGGGAUAGACAAGUUGAUAGAAUGAACUCUCAAAAUUUUCACCUUGGGCUGUACUCAGAGAAGGUCUGCUCUCAAACAUUUGAAGAUAUCAACAACCCAUUUAAGGUAGAUGAAUCUGAGCAGAGCACUGUGGUUCAAAUAAUGUUUCAAUCUGAGCCACCUGUUGAAUGUGAAUAUGACUGGGUGAAUAACGACAUUCAGGGUAUACUUCCAGAAAUUCUUGAAGAGCUUCUUACUGCCCGUAAAAGAGCUAAAGCAGAUUUAAAGGAGGCUAAGGAUCCACAUGAAAAGGCUAUUUUAGAUGGGGAUAACGGCUUCGAGAGAAGUGUCGAGGAAUUGAAAGCUGCAGGGCAUAGAGUCUUUCUGCUGUAUCGUGAAAUCAAGGGGAACAAAGUUUCCUCGGGUGCACUUUGCAAACAAGUAAAGUUCUUCAGAAGUGAUUGGAGGAGGUUUUUAAAGCUUGAGGAAAUUGAACCGAGGCAUCUUCCAAUUCCUCGACACUCUUCUCGAAGCCGUUAUCCCUUGAUAUUAUCUCCACAUCUUGAGCUGAGAGCACAUCCUGAAAGGUACCGUCGUUUUGCUGAAGCUGAAGCUGGUAUUAGUUAUGAAGAAUACUUAACGAGUAUGGCAAGCGAUCAACACUGGGGAGACGGUAUAACCCUAGCUGCUGCAGCACAAAGGCUUGGUGUAAGAAUACAGGUGGUAUCGGACAAUGGUUUUACCCCUUUCUCGCCGGACCGUGAGACUACUCGACUUUUGAGGUUGUCCUUUCUAAGAGGUGGCCACUACACUUCAUUAAGACCAAGACUCUAGGGAUCCUCGAAUUUGGUGGAGAUUUUGGUUGAGGUGGUUUCUUAUGAGUUACUACUCCUGGAGUGAUCAAACCCAUCAGCACAUAAAGCUACAACUAGGAC